ACCCAACACCUCACCGUACCCAAGCCAAGCCAUGGCGGUUUCGUGGCGCGCUCUGGUGCUGGUGCCGGCGCUGGCGUCGGCCAAGAAGAAGGCGCAGGAAGGCGAUGACUCGGCGAUGCUCUUCUUCCUGCUGGCCAUGUUGAGCUGCGUGCUGGUGCCCUGGACCUUUGUGGUGCUGUGGUACCUGCUCUUCCCCGGGCGAGCCGAGGUGGCGCAGGCCUUCCCCGAGCUCAGCUCCGAGGGCCGCACGCGGCAAGUCCGCACCCAGGCCAUGGAGGUGCGGCGGAGCGAGGCGCUGCGGGGACUGCGAAGCCGGAAGAUCUCCACGGGCUUCGCCAUGAGAUUGGUGCUGUUGGUGCUGCUUUGGUGCUGGCUCAUCUACAUCACCCUCCAGGUCCGGCAAGUUCUGGCCACCAGCGCGCUGUAUCAGAACUUCGACCCCUACGCGAUUCUGGAUGUGAGCAGCAGCUCAUCGAGCUCUCAAAUCAAGAAGGCGUUCCACAAGCUCUCGCUGAAGUACCAUCCGGACAAGAAUCCCGAAGCUUCCGCGGCCGAGAAGUUCAUGUUAGCCAAGAAGGCCUACGAUGCCUUGACGGACCCCGUGGCGAAGCGCAACUUCCGCCUUUACGGCAAUCCGGAUGGCCCCACCCGGGUGGAGCUCAGCGUGGCCAUGCCCUCGGUGAGCAAGGAGAAGCAGGGGCUAGUGCUGGUGCUCUUCCUUCUACUCUUUGUCAUCGGUGUGCCUGUGCUGAUGCUCUGCUGCAUGCAGUCCUCAGGGGAGCAGAACGGCCUGCCGAGCGCGAGCAAUGAGGUGCUGGAUGCCGGCUUCGACGCGUCGAUGGACGCCAAAGAGGUCCAGGACUUGGUGCUCCGCGCCUUUGCGGCGGCUGAGCCGCCGAAGCUGGCGGCCGUGCAGCUGGCAGACCUUCGCCGGCAGCUGCAGUCAGCUGGCGCGACCUUUCGCAAGCGGAAGGAGGAGGAUGCCCAGGAGUUGGCCCUGCAACAGGCAGAGGCGCUGUUUUGGGCCCAUCUGCUGCGGCGCCGGGAGUCGCUGAGCUCCGUCCAGCUGGACGCCGCGCUGCUGCGGUGGCAGGCAGCCUGCAAAGCCAUACUCCAGCGCGCUGCCAAGCAAGGCAUGGCCAGCACGCUGGGCGGUUGCCUGGAGGUGUACCGGGCCCUGGUGCAGGCUUUGGAGCCUAAAGGCUCGCCCCUCAUGCAGAUUCCCCACUUCACUGCGGAGCAGGUGAAGCUCUGGCAGAAGCGCAACAAGAAGUACGUCUCUUUGCCUGCAUUCCUUGGGAUGUCCUCUGAGGAGCGCAGCAAGGCGUUGGCCGCGGAGGAGCUGGCGCUAUCGCCGGAGCAGCGGGCGGAUAUCGAUGAGUUCGUGGCGUGUGCCCCGCAGAUGCAGAUCCAGGAGGCCAAGGUCUUCGUGGAGGGUGAGGAGGAGAUCUGCAUGGGUGAUGUGGCUACCCUCGAGCUGAGGCUACUUCGAGCAAACCUCCGGGAGGGCGAGGCCAUUGGCUCCGCGCACACGCCCCACUUCCCGGGCGCUCAGGUGGCGGAGGCGUGGUGGGUGACCUUCCGCCUGCCUGGCAAGGGCAAGUCCGGGGUGAGCGUGUGCUCGCGGAUCGCCUGUGCCUCUCGGGAGGUGACAGCCCAGAUCCGUUUCCGGGUGCCCUUGGCGGGGAAGUGCCAGCUGAGGUUGACGCUCUCCUGUGAAGCAUAUGCAGGCUUGGAGCUUGAGCGCGAGGUGAGCUACGUGGCCAAGCAGGCGGUAGUGAAGGACAACGGCAGCGAUGAUGGCAGCUUCAGCGGGAGCGAGGACUAUGAUUGAGAGUUCUCGCACAAAGACGCAUUGUGCCUGG
Effrenium voratum is the source of this 1865-nucleotide messenger RNA. The record is from the annotation of a GenBank genome assembly. Lineage: Eukaryota; Dinophyceae; Suessiales; Symbiodiniaceae.